CACUCGUGCCUGUGUUUAUUCUUCCUUGGCUUGACUACUGCAACUCCUUGUUGCCAGGCAACGCUAUGGAAGCACUCUGGAAACGAGGCUCAACCUGAAAGGGGUAGACAAAGGAAGGACUCGGCUCAGUCUGUUGAUGGGUAGAAGUGAUUCAUAUACUCAGCUAUGUACACCAACAUCAUCAAGCGACUGUUCGCCGUGUGUGUCGUCUCCGUGGUCGUGACCCUAGUCUUCUGGUCGGUCUAUACAAAAGAUCAUACCUACAAUGUAUCGACUCAAACGGUGAGGCCAUCGGUUCCAGAGACGACAUCUGUACCAAGAAACUCCCCGUUGGUUGAGAUCUUCCCCAACUGGACUACUGCCGACCCACACGAUGUAGUGCCGGUCAAGCGUGUCUACCUGUACUCAGCCACCCUCACCCUCCACCAGACGCCACCCAAUGGCAGCCACAUCCGCCUCACGGCCUUCCAGGAGAAGAGGGUGGGUCAGCUGACGUGCUGCCUCCGUGGCCAUGGCAGCGACACUGUUACAUCACCAGCGCACAUCGUUCACUCUCUGGCCAACCCCGACAACAUCAACGACCAGCGGGAGGUGUUCGCGGUGGUGUAUCAGUGUCACGUGCCUUUUUCACCUCUAGAUUUGACCGGGGCCCGCGUCACUGUGACCCCUGACCCUGCCUGUCCAGUGGAGGACAACUACUACAUACCAGUGUAUACCCCGGAGGUUGUCAAAGGAGGACUAGCCAUCUGCGGCAAAGUAGCCUUCGGUAGUUUGCUGGAUCCUCUGAAGCUAGUAGAAUGGUUUGAAAUGCAGAGGCUGCUUGUUGUGGACAAAAUCCAAAUACUGGACUUUGGAAAUCCCGAGAAUGUGAGCAGGGUGUUCAAAUAUUAUCAGAAUACCGGCUUGUUGUCUAUUUUCCCGUAUAAACUUCCAGGUCGUCCAUGGGGUCGAGGUUUUACUGAUGAAACUAGAGUCCUUUACCAGCUGAACCAGGAUGAAGAUUUUCCUAUCCUUGAAUGUCGUCUUCGACUGGCUGGCUAUGAAUAUGUCAUGGGCAUCGACAUGGAUGAAAUCAUUUUGCCAAGAAAUGAACUUUCGUUAAAACCUUUUUUGCAGCAAAUAUUUGGCGACGACCCAGUCCUAGCAGCCGCGUACUUUUACGUGCAGUUCUUUGUGGAGGAGUUCGGACCGGAGGACAAGGAUGCUCCCCUGCACGUGCUCCGCUACCUCAGGAGUACGCCGGCACGCUGGGAGUGCUACAAGUACACGUACAUACCCGCCAGAACCAACCAGGGUACAACACAUGGUGUUAGUCCCUACCCCGGCUUUGACACGACGGUAAUUGAAUCAGACAAAGCUGUGAUUCACCAUUAUCGCAAGUGCCCACACGUGUGGCCCACCUGCACUCCCACAACGAUCACCGACAGGUCCAUCACGAGGUUUCAAACGGACCUUGUUCCUCGGGUGAAAGACGUUCUCAGCAAAAUUGGAUUCUAGU
This is a messenger RNA of Pomacea canaliculata, 1498 nucleotides long. RefSeq lists its product as uncharacterized. The transcript is spliced from 7 exons. The record is from RefSeq and is a predicted model, not a curated record. The coding region runs from base 166 to 1497 and encodes 443 amino acids. Lineage: Eukaryota; Metazoa; Mollusca; Gastropoda; Architaenioglossa; Ampullariidae.